Epinephelus moara (kelp grouper) is the source of this 1814-nucleotide messenger RNA. Its product is annotated as ski oncogene-like. Gene Ontology annotation, cellular component: nucleus. Bases 441 to 1814 code for a protein of 457 amino acids. Gene Ontology annotation, biological process: negative regulation of BMP signaling pathway. Gene Ontology annotation, molecular function: SMAD binding; DNA-binding transcription factor activity, RNA polymerase II-specific; RNA polymerase II cis-regulatory region sequence-specific DNA binding. The transcript has 6 exons. The record is from RefSeq and is a predicted model, not a curated record. Lineage: Eukaryota; Metazoa; Chordata; Actinopteri; Perciformes; Serranidae.
UGAACCAGACACAAACAAACAGAGAGGGCGAGAGAGAGAGAGGGAGAGAGGGAGGAGAGAGGGAGAGACUCACACAUUGAGUGAGUGGGGAGACAGACUGAGAGUACGCCAGACUGAGCAGACGAGGCAUAUUUCGAGCGCACAUUAGGAGUGCGUAAAACCGCAGGAGCGCAUAGAAACACGGUACCCGGUGAUUGUGCUUUGGAUAAUACGAGUUCUGUGUCUAGGAGUUGUCGACUUUAAUCGUGUCUGCGUACAGGAACAGCCCCUGUGAAUUCAGCAGCCGUCAGUUUUCUGAAUGGACGCGCUGGGAAGCUUCUCCGGUGACAUGGAAAUGCGCGUUAUUGAGCGUGUCGCCGGAUGCUGAGGACGCCCGAUCCGAUAAGUCAAUUCCAGCUUUCAUUUUGAGUUUUGAACUCUCUUUUCCGACCGGCGACAACAUGGAGGGCACGAGCUUCCAGCCCCAUCCCGGACUUCAACAAACUCUGAAGCAGUUUCAUCUGAGUUCCAUGCGCUCGCUCGGCGGACCGGCGGCGUUCUCCGCUCGGUGGCACCAGGACGCACUCUUCGGUAAAGAUGGAAAAUCCGUCGAGAUGAUGCUCACCCUGCCGGCUCAGACACCCCCGGUGAUGUCCGGUCCACUUUUCAUCCCGUCCGACCGCUCCACGGAGAGGUGUGAGACGGUCCUGGAGCGGGAGCCCAUCUCCUGCUUCGUGGUCGGCGGCGAGAAGCGACUCUGCCUGCCGCAGAUCCUCAACAGCGUCCUGAGAGAUUUCUCCCUCCAGCAGAUCAACUCGGUGUGCGACGACCUGCACAUCUACUGCUCCCGGUGCACGGCGGACCAGCUGGAGAUCCUCAAAGUGGUGGGUAUCCUGCCCUUCUCGGCUCCGUCCUGCGGGCUGAUCACUCAGACGGAUGCUGAGCGCCUCUGCAACGCGCUCAUCUACGGGGGCACUUACCCUCCUCACUGCAACAAGGAGUUAGGCUCCCUGGAGUUGGAGCGAACCGAGAAGAGCUUCAAAGUCUAUCAUGAAUGUUUCGGCCGGUGUAAAGGCUUGUUUGUCCCGGAACUGUACACCGGCCCGAGCGCCGCCUGCAUCCAGUGCAUGGACUGCAGACUCAUGUUCCCACCUCACAAGUUUGUGGUUCACAGUCACAAGAGACUGGAGAACCGGACAGUCCACUGGGGAUUCGACUCAGCCAACUGGCGGGCUUAUGUGCUCUUAGACCCGGACUACACCGGCAAAGAGGAGAAGAGUCACCUGGAGCAGCUGCUUAAAGAGUUAAAAGGAAAAUUUGACCUGGCGGGCAAGCGGUCCAGUAAAUCAUGCAGAUCUCCCAGCCCGGUCCCUGCCAAGAGGUCCAAAUUUGACAAAUUACAAUCUCCAUCAGCUGACAAAGACAGGAAACCCGACUGGCUACAAUCGCUGUCAAAGUCUGCACACAAGGAUCUGAAACAGGUCCAACUGAAACAGAGGCCCUCUGCUUUCCGCCCCUGGUCUCCCAAAGCAGCAGAAAAAGAGAAACCAGCUACUCAGAAUGAGGUGGAGAGGUCCUACUCAAAGAGUCACGAGACUUUGGCGGCUCACAAUCUGACACCAGCUCCCCUGGCCCCACUGGUCCAUCCCAGAGACAGCCACGCUCCUGGCAGGGGACACGCAGCCAUUUCCAGGCCGCCGCCAGAGCUGCACAAUGGAGACGCACACCCUGCAGCGAAACUGGCCCCCUCCUGUGCCGCCAACCAACCCGACGACAUGGACACAGAUGGAGAGAUUGAUGUGGACGACUGUGAUGAUCGUCCAGUGCCAUCAUGA